CAUCGUGCUCUAUUCGGAUGUUUCCAUCAUUGUUCCUUCACUUCAGCAUGGUUCAUAUGGUUCUCCUUUUCUUUUAAUUUCUUCACAUGGUUCAGAUAACUGAGUAAGUAGUUGCCAAGUUAAGAAUAUUUAAUAAAUGGGUUCGUGUGAAUGCGAACUGAUGUUAAAGGUGAGAAAGACUUCUAAGGUUGCUAAUCAGUCUGUCUGUUUCCUUAGCUUGAUGCGGUUGACAUUUGAUACCGCCGGAGUUAAUUGUGUCCGUAAGAAUGACUUCACAUAGGUUUUUUAGUUUCUCUUUGUUCCUCUUCUUUCUAUUUUGCAAUACAUCAUGAUGUCAUUUACUGAUAUAGAGAUUUUUGAGUGUUUACACAAGGAUAAGAACUUUCUAUGCACGAUGGGAUUCCUCUUCGGUACCUUAGCUAAAGAAAGAAAAGGAUAUUCUGAAGGAGUCGCUGUUGAAAGAAAAGUCCAAAAAUGCUGAGCUGAUUCAGAGAAUGCAGUCAAAUGCAGUGUCAGAGGCUUGUCUCAGAGACAAGAGGUACAUAAAGGAACUGGAAAAGGAACUGAGGAACUGCUCACUAGAAAUAGGAUAUCUGCAGGACCAGCUCAACCUACGAAAUGUUGAGUCAAAUUGUAUGGGUGAGCAUGUCCAUAGCCUUGAACUAAAGCUUGCAGAAGUUGGAAGCUUGCAUGAAAAACUAAAGCUGUUGAGUGAAGCAUUAAUGCAAUCUGAUUCAAGAAAUUUAAGUUUAAUCCGAGAUGUAAAAGAUAAAGGUGAGGAGUUGCACAACUCAGCAUUGCAGAUAGAAGAAUUGGAGACAGCCAUCUCAUCUAUUGCAUUGGACUCUCAAUGUGAGAUAGAGACCAUGAGGCUUGAAAUAGCAGCAUUAGAGGAGAGGUGCUUUGAAGCAGAGAGACUCUGCCAACAUGCUGCUCAAGAUAAGGCCAAAAUGGAGUUACUAUUGGAAAUGUCUGAAUCUCAAUUCCAGGAUGCACAGGAGAAGAUUAGUUGUUUAAGAAAAGAAAAUAAAAAUCUUAAACAGAAGCUCCUCUUAUCUGAAGUAAAUGCUGAUGGAUCAUGCUGUAAAAUUGGAGAGCAUCUUGAUACUUGGGUGAGAAACAACGGAGGAAUAAAUGUCCCUGUUUAUGGUGGAUCAUUCCGUGAUUUACUGGUGAAGCUCACAAAAGAGUUCCCUUUAUUGAAAGAAAUAUGCAUUUCUGGGGAAGUUUGCUGCCCAUUUGUCUCAAAUCCGGCUCUUGUGACAGCUUUGGAUGAUAAUGCAAAUGAGGAGAUGAAGAAGAUGUUGAACCAGAUCCGUGAACUUGAACUUCAAGUUGUGCAACUCAAGGAAGAACUAAGAGCAGAAAAAUUAAAGGCAAAGGAAGAAGCAGAAGAUCUAACUCAAGAAAUGGCCGAACUGAGAUAUCAAAUGACAGACAUGCUCGAGGAAGAAUGCAAGCGUCGGGCUUCUGUAGAACAAACUUCUCUAGGACGAAUUCAAGAUCUAGAAGAACAGGUGCGGAAAGAGCAUAAGCUAGCUGCAAUGCGAGCUAUGGAAAUUAGUCACUUAAAAGAUGCCCUGCAGAGAUUCCGGAAGGUCACAAAUCCAGAAACAGUUCGGAAAAUUGAAUCUUGCGAUUCGGGGGGUUGCAUAAUUUCAGAUAAUUUUGACAAGUGCUCAACUGAAGAUACUGCAAAUGCUGAAGCUUCAAAUGGUUACACAAGCCAUCAAGCUUUACUAGAGUGGUACCCAGAUGAUAGACAUUCUUCAACAGAAGCAGAAAAAUAAUGUAUCAUAUAUUUAAUGUAGCAAUAUUCUUUCAGAUAUAAAGUAAAGGGUCAGAAUUCAGUCAGAAUACAGUUCGUUUUCCUGUAGAUAUGUCCCUUGAUUUGUAGAAACAGGUUGAUGUUUUAGUGAACAAAAUAUGUCUAUCGCCUGGAAAUUUUUUUCAAACUUUAUUUCUUGUACAUACACAAAUGAAUUGCUUUCUUGGAUAACUGUAACUUUUUUGAA
This is a messenger RNA of Asparagus officinalis (garden asparagus), 2015 nucleotides long. RefSeq lists its product as uncharacterized. NCBI's taxonomy places the organism in Eukaryota, Viridiplantae, Streptophyta, Magnoliopsida, Asparagales, Asparagaceae. The coding region runs from base 495 to 1790 and encodes 431 amino acids. The record is from RefSeq and is a predicted model, not a curated record. The transcript is spliced from 8 exons.